Molecule: messenger RNA, 977 nt
Organism: Trichoderma harzianum CBS 226.95
Lineage: Eukaryota; Fungi; Ascomycota; Sordariomycetes; Hypocreales; Hypocreaceae
Exons: 2
Coding region: 168-863 (231 amino acids)
Biological process (GO): import into nucleus
Cellular component (GO): cytoplasm
Source: RefSeq, a predicted model, not a curated record
GUAGCUACUCCGUAGGCAAUUUAUUUUAUACAGGAGCAACAUGACUUAACGUCAGCCACUUUUACGCUGGGCUAUUUAAAGGUUCUUUAUAACCCUAAAAAGUUUCAAGCUUCCCUCCCAAAUCUCUCAUUAUAUAUCCCCCAAUAUCACUUAACAUUCACAUCAUUAUGACAACCGCCCUGAUCUUUGGUUCCACCGGCGCAGUGGGCUCCCAAAUCCUCGCUACCCUCCUCUCCUCUGCUACUUGCACGUCCGUCACAACUAUCUCCCGUCGCGCUCCGCCAACACAAGACCCCAAACUUCAAUCCAUCAUCGAAACCGACACCACAGAAUGGGGUCCUUUAAUCGCCACGCUCCCUUUGGUCCCCUCAGUGGUCUUCAACGCCGUCGGCACCACGAUCGGCAGCGCAGGCUCUGUCGCUGCGCAAUGGGCAAUUGACCACGAUUUAUGUGUAGAAAAUGCAAAAGCGGCAAAAGCAGCAGCUGUUAAGACGUAUGUCUACUGUUCAAGCGCAGGGACAAGCGGGGCGCUGAGCCCAUUUGCCCUGGCUCCUUAUGCCAAAAUGAAGAGGGGUGUCGAGAAACAUAUUAAAGAAUUGGACUUUGAGAAUGCCAUAAUUUUGAGACCAGGGAUGAUUCUGGGAAGAGAAAACCCAAAGAAUAGGUGGCUGGAGGAUAUCUUUCAUGGGAUGAAGAAACUUGGACAAGGAUUCCAGGACAAGUGGGCACAAGACCAAACGAUUAUCGGGAGAGCUGCAGUGGCUGCUGUGAGGAUGGUGGAAGAGGGGAAAGCUCCUGCGAAGUUUUGGGUGUUAGAACAAUCGGAUAUUGUAAGGCUGGGUAGAGACGAGUGGAAAGAGUGAGGUGAAUGUCAUUCUUGAAAUUGGCUUUGCCAAAAGUGAUCGGUGCAGUAUUUGAUGUAAACACGCGCUGGAUUUGAUUCGGGUCAUGGGCCGAAUGGGGGUCUUGUUCUCGGU